CACUGCCAGCUGCCACCAUGCUGACCGCCGAUGACAAGAAGUUGAUCCAGCAGACCUGGGACAAGGUGUCAGGCCUGUCUCUUCAGCACUGACCGUCCCGCUCCGGCAGGUUGUUCAUCACCUACCCCCAGACCAAGACCUACUUCCCCCACUUCGACCUGACCCGUGGCUCCGACCAGGUCCGCAACCAUGGCAAGAAGGUGGUGAACGCCUUGACUAGUGCCGUCAAGAACAUGGACAACCUCAGCCAGGCCCUGUCUGAGCUCAGCAACCUCCACGCCUACAACCUGCGUGUCGACCCCGUCAACUUCAAGCUGCUGUCGCAGUGCUUCCAGGUGGUGCUGGCUGUGAACCUGGGCAAGGACUACACCCCUGAGGUGCACGCUGCCUUCGACAAGUUCCUGUCGGCCGUGGCUGCCGUGCUGGCUGAGAAGUACAGAUAAGCUGCCACCCGUGCCUGGAUGCCAUCAAUAAAGACUCUUUUGCCACA
Molecule: messenger RNA, 490 nt
Organism: Athene cunicularia (burrowing owl)
Lineage: Eukaryota; Metazoa; Chordata; Aves; Strigiformes; Strigidae
Product: hemoglobin subunit alpha-D/D'-like
Exons: 3
Biological process (GO): hydrogen peroxide catabolic process; oxygen transport
Cellular component (GO): blood microparticle; haptoglobin-hemoglobin complex; hemoglobin complex
Molecular function (GO): organic acid binding; oxygen carrier activity; haptoglobin binding
Source: RefSeq, a predicted model, not a curated record